CGAGAACCACACUGGUGUUAAGCAGAGUUAGAGUAAGUCGUGGGUUAAAAAAUUGGGCUAUGAUGGGUCUAGGAACUGGCCUUAGAGGUGCCAUUCAUAUUACGGAUAUGGAUACUAUUGAGAAGAGCAAUUUAAACCGACAGUUCUUGUUUCGACCUGGAGAUGUCGGUAGAUUAAAAUCUGAAUGUGCAGCGGCAGCUAUUGCUAAAAUGAACCCUCAAAUAGC
Molecule: messenger RNA, 226 nt
Organism: Racocetra persica
Lineage: Eukaryota; Fungi; Glomeromycota; Glomeromycetes; Diversisporales; Gigasporaceae
Source: the annotation of a GenBank genome assembly